AUGAUUCGAGCCGAUGAAAAAGAAAGUGCUCAUCAAGGAUAUCAUUAUAUUCGCAUUCUCGAUGCUAAAAAUGAGCCGCUUUGUAAUCUUCUAUCCAUCGACGACAUAGCAGAUGUACCGAUCGUCUCCCUUGAAGAUUCCAUAGAGCCACUUCGUGCAUGGUCACCAAUGAUACGUAAGUUUGCAUUGUAUCUCAAGUACCGUUGUUCACAACUCCCGCCCGAUGGCUUAACUGUCGAUGAAUCAGCUGCCAUUAUGUUCUACACCACCGGAUGGUCGCCACUAAAUGAAUGCUUGUACGUGGGUUUGAACGAAGCUCUGCGUUCGAAAGAUCGAGAGAAACUCAAACCUUGGUACUCGUAUCUGAAAAUUUUAUUGACUGCUCUUGCUCGUCUUCCGCCAGUCGAAAAGAAUAUCUAUUGUGGAUUGAAAAGUAAUCUUUGUGAACAGUACACUGUUGGUGAAACUUAUACAUGGCGGGGAAUUACUUCCUGCUCAACACUGAUGAAUAUUUUGACAUCAUGGAACUUCUCGCAUGUCGAAGCAGAUCGAAUCAUGUUCAAUAUCAAGUGUAAAAGUGCAAGAAAUAUUACGAAUCAUUCUACUUAUAAAUCAGAUGAUGAAUUCGUUCUGUUGCCUGGUACACAAUUCAAAUGUCAGGGUUAUUUCGAUCAAGGAAAUAAUUUUCGUGUGUACGAGCUAGAAGAGAUCUCUCCACCAUCGAUUCUGGAUAAACUAGCCACUACGAAAGCAGCAGAAAAGGAAGAGGCAACAACCGUUGCUCAUGCACCGUUAGAAUUCUCCAGGAUGCAGAUACUUCAAUUCUUUGCAAUGUUAAAAAGAAAACGAUGGGUGAAAACCGGAUCAACUGUUGCUGGAGGAAAUGGUCUUGGAAAAGAAUUAAAUCAAUUAUUUCUGCCUGUCAGCUUUUGUAUGGACAAGGAUAAGAUGUUUUACAUCGCUGACACGUGUAAUAAUCGUAUUAUGAAAUGGAAAUGUGGCGGUGGACGAGGUCGUGCCAUUGCUGGUGAUGUAGAAGGCGGUAAAGGUGUGCAUCAAUUGGAAAGACCAUCUGACAUUGUUCUAGAUCCUGAUGAAACCCACAUAGAUAUUUGCGAUGCUGGUAAUCGACGAAUCAUUCAAUGGUCACGACAAGGUGGUACGCAAGGAAAAAUACUUUUUUCGAAUUUCGAUUGGCAGCGAUUGACUGUGGAUAAGAAUGGAUAUUUUUAUCUCUCGGACGAUCGAAAAAGUGAAAUCACACGUUGGAAAAUCAAUACGCGUCAUGGAACAAGCUUCGCGGGUGGAAAUGCACCUGGUUCACGACUCGAUCAACUCAAUAAUCCAACUUCUGUGUUUCUCGAUCCGAAUUUUUCAAUUUAUAUAUCAGAUACGAAUAACCAUCGAGUACUGAAAUGGUCAGAAGGUGCAAAAGAAGGAGUUCUUGUUGCUGGCGGCAAUGGAGAAGGAAGUAGGAUUGACCAAUUGGCGAAUCCUCGUAGGAUAUUCGUUGAUAGUUCAGAAAAUGUCUACAUAGCUGACACAGAUAAUCACCGAAUCAUUUGUUGGCUAAAAGGAGACGAUCAAGGAUAUAUUGUUGCCGGUGGUAAUGGCGAAGGUGAUGCAGCGGAUCAAUUGCGAUAUCCAAAAGAUUUUUUGUUCGAUCGGAAUGAUAAUCUUUACGUUCUCGAUAGUGGAAAUCAUCGCAUACAACUAUUCAGUCGCGAUUACAAUUAA
Molecule: messenger RNA, 1737 nt
Organism: Adineta ricciae
Lineage: Eukaryota; Metazoa; Rotifera; Eurotatoria; Adinetida; Adinetidae
Source: the annotation of a GenBank genome assembly